Branchiostoma floridae (Florida lancelet) is the source of this 3908-nucleotide messenger RNA. Its product is annotated as hippocampus abundant transcript 1 protein-like. The coding region runs from base 126 to 1577 and encodes 483 amino acids. Gene Ontology annotation, cellular component: membrane. Gene Ontology annotation, biological process: transmembrane transport. The transcript is spliced from 11 exons. NCBI's taxonomy places the organism in Eukaryota, Metazoa, Chordata, Leptocardii, Amphioxiformes, Branchiostomatidae. The record is from RefSeq and is a predicted model, not a curated record. Gene Ontology annotation, molecular function: transmembrane transporter activity.
CUGGUCUACUUCCGGAAUUUCCUCGCGUAACUUCCGGUGGUGUGAUCAAGUAUGGCGACUGGGAUUAGAUUGAACGGAGGAAUGAACAAUAUUUCUCUUAUUUUACGGCGACUCUCUUGAUGUAGAUGGACGCCAUGGGUAAGAAAAGAAAGAAGCUACUUCACUCGGCGCUAUGGGCCAAGAAGAACACAUUGAACAAAGAUGGCAGCACGACACAGGGUAUUGGACAGCCCAGCAUCGUGCAUGCCCUCAUCAUCAUCUUCCUGGAGUUCUUCGCCUGGGGACUUCUCACCAGUCCAGUCUUAAAUAUAUUACAUGAAACAUUUGGAGACCACACAUUUUUAAUGAAUGGGUUAAUACAAGGUGUAAAGGGUAUCUUAUCAUUCCUGAGCGCUCCGCUGAUCGGGGCGCUGUCGGACGUGUGGGGGAGAAAGUCCUUCCUGCUGCUGUCUGUGUUCUUCACCUGUGCACCUAUUCCGCUCAUGAGAAUAUCACCAUGGUGGUACUUUGCCAUGCUGUCCAUGUCGGGAGUGUUUGCCGUCACCUUCAGCAUCAUCUUUGCCUAUGUGGCAGACAUCACAGAGGAGCAGGACCGCAGUGCUGCAUACGGACUGGUAUCUGCCACCUUUGCGGCUAGCCUGGUGAUCAGUCCUGCCGUGGGUGCGUACGUGGGGAGGACGUACGGAGACAACCUGGUGAUCGCCCUGUCCUCCGCCAUCGCUCUGCUGGACGUGCUGUUUAUACUCGUCGCUGUGCCCGAGUCCUUGCCUGAGAAAAUCCGACCAGCCUCCUGGGGGGCUUCCAUAUCCUGGGAGCAGGCAGAUCCAUUUGCUUCCCUGCGGAAGGUUGGCCAGGACCAGGUAGUUCUGCUCAUCUGUAUCACAGUGUUCCUGUCAUACCUACCAGAGGCAGGGCAGUACACGUGCAUCUUCAUCUACCUCAAGGAGGUGAUGGGUUUUAAUGAGGAAGGUGUGGCCAAGUACAUUGCUCUUGUAGGGGUGCUGUCUGUCUUUGCACAGACCCAGCUCCUGUCAGGUCUGAUGAGGAUGCUGGGUAACAAGAACACCAUCAUGGUCGGGCUGGGCUUCCAGAUCUUCCAGCUGGCCUGGUACGGGUUUGGGACACAGACCUGGAUGAUGUGGGUCGCCGGGGUCAUGGCAGCGCUCUCCAGCAUCAACUACCCCUGCAUGAGCUCCAUAGUAUCAAACAAUGCAGAUGCAGAUCAACAAGGUGUAGUACAGGGGAUUAUUACAGGUAUACGGGGACUGUGCAAUGGGCUGGGACCGGCGCUCUUUGGCUUCAUCUUCUUCGUGUUUGACGUAGACCUGAACAAGUUGGACAGUCCAACAUCUGCGACCAAUAAGACGUUAGCAGACCCAACAGCACAGAGUAUAAUACAAGGACCGCCCUUCGUGUUCGGUGCCAUCCUGGUUAUCCUAGCGCUGCUUGUUGCAUUCUUUAUUCCCGAACAUUCCUCGAAAUACGACCAUUCGUUAAGGUCGUCUGCUAAACGGACACUAAUGGUGACGGAGGGUGGGGAAGAGCCGUUGUUACAGGUGGACUCUGACAACCCGUGAUGCUUUUCUCAAUCAGACUUGUGAUCUGGGAAUUUGUGAUGCUGUUCUCAAUUAGACCCAUGAUCUGACAUACCGAGAUGCUGUACUGAACUUGUGAUCUGGCAAUCCAUGAGGAUGUUUCAAAUUGAUUCGUGAUCUGGCAAUCCACAUGUGCAAGUACUGAGGCUGUAUCCGGAUCUAUAUUAGCUUAUGGACAAGCUAAUCUAUCACAAGAACGACAGAUGCUAUGUACAGCGCAUACAUGUUCCUCAUGGACAAAAUGUACAGGGAGGUCCCAGUGACUGAGUGAGCCACUGUUUCAAAUUGUGGGUGCAGGAUUAUCAAUUUCCAAUUCUCAUAAACAUCAUCUCUCUUUAACUUAACCCUUUAUCAGACAACCAUCAUUGCAAAUACAUUGUAAGACUUAGUGUUACACAAAUGAAAAAGUUUCAUUUCCCAGGUUUUGACUGGAUUGUGACUCAAAACACGAGCAGCCUUGUGCAAAUUGAUGAUGAAAAUGUACUGAAAAUUAUUUCUUACACUGGUUGUAAAAGGAUAUAGUACAUGAUGUACAAAUGUAUGUGCAGGUUCAAUGUACCAGUGAAACUUUUCCUAGGUCUUUGGAACAAGUACAAUGAACAGUGGACCAUUGCAUAACGCCCUGUACUUAGAACUGAAAGCCCGUCUGGUAGUGAGGUACUACAGCUGGGAUUGGAACCCUCAACCUUUAGGUCCAGAAGUAGGAUGGCUAUACAUGAUGCUGAUGGACAGUGACUCGGGACAGAGUUAUCCAGCUGAUGGAUUCUGUGUGACACCUGACCUCUCCAGUAGAAUGUGCAUGUGGAACCUCAUGUUGAUGAUUUAGUAUCCCUCACAAAAACAAAUCCAUUGUACAGUGCUAAACUUUCUUCCAACACUAAAGUGUACAUGUUUUCAACGACCACUGUUGCCUUCUUCUGGAUCAAUAAUGACCAAUCACUUCAGAAUGUAAAGUUAUUGACAUGUGAUCUUACUAAUGCGUGAUGUCAUCAAUUGGUCAAACGUGCCAGGAAGUUUAUAAUGCCUCCAGUUUCUGUCAUUAAUGAUCCCUUAGAAGGCGACAGGGAUUGUUGAAAAUUAUGCACCCAGGAAAGUUGCAUGAAACUUGUUAGGUUGAAUUGGAAAGACACUGAAAAUUUGAAAGUUGAUGCUUCAUGGUGCUGAAUCCAAAGUCACUGCAGCUUCUCAUGUCAAUGAAAGAAGCACAGUAUUUAUACAUGUAUAUGCUUCCUUGUACACUGUGAUGUUACAUGGGAAAUCAUGUCAUUUCAUGUUCUAAAUACGUGUAAUUUGCAAUUUAAGUUAAUCAGAGUUUACAAGCUCUUAGUGUCUUUUCAACUUUGAAUUGACCCAUGUCCGAAGAUGUAAUGAUUGUUUUGAUGAUUUACAUUAGAUAUUAAGACUAACAUAUUCAACGAGAAGAGUUACCUUCAGCUCAAGAAGUUAUGUCUGAUUGCUUAUUUUGGGUAUACAUGUACAUAGAUAUGAAAAAUGAAGGAAAUAUCUUUGUCACCUAUGGUUAUGUUAUGUAUAAGGCUGGAAGAGAAAAAAGAAGGCUAGCUGCUGCACCUUGUAGAGAGUAGAAAUAACAACAAGGCCUGACUGACUUUACUUGUAAGGGACCAAAUGUUUCGGUCAUGUGGCAGACUCUGUGUAGCCAGCUAUCCAUGCUAAUCUUUCCUGGGUUUACUCUACUGAUCUGUUCUGCGAUCGGAGGAGCAAACCUGAUAUAGAAUUGGAAGGAUACUGGGCUAGAAUCUCUGUUGUCUUGUUCUUCAUGUAUGUCUUGUUUUGUUUCAAUAGUCCACGCUUCAUCAGUCUGGAAAUUUUCUUGUGUCCAUGUCUACGGGAGAGUCAUGGCUGACCUGAUUUACAGUGCUAAAAAAAUUGUGGAGAGAAAAAGAAAAGAGUAGAAAGUUCACAUUUUACUUAUAUAGUAACGUUGCUGUAGAAAUUUUCUGGGGUCAUUAUUAUUCAAUGGAUGAAGUUUUAAACUGGUACAGCCAUCCUCCAGCAACCCUAUCUCAGGAGAAAUAUUUCUUUUUGUUGUGUUUAGAAAAAAAUUCAUGUACUGUUGCAGCUUUGUGUGUAUGUUACAGUGUAACCACAUGAUUCAAACAAGAUAUACUUACCAUACGGAAUGUGAAGUUAACUUAUGAUAUUAUGUAUUUGUUAACUGGUAACACGAUAGUCAGUGUUUUUAUUGUCUUGUAUUAAGAACAUAACCUUGUUGCUGCAAAAUAGCCUAUUAUGAUAUCGAUAUUCUCAUGUUUUGCUAAUAUAAAUGAUGAUUAAAUCACUGUUGUGACAACA